Messenger RNA from Serendipita indica DSM 11827, 1197 nucleotides. Lineage: Eukaryota; Fungi; Basidiomycota; Agaricomycetes; Sebacinales; Serendipitaceae. The record is from the annotation of a GenBank genome assembly.
AUGCCAAAAACAUUCAAAAUCGCCGUACUUCCAGGAGAUGGAAUUGGCCCCGAGGUCGUUGAGCAAGCCCUCAAUAUCCUCAAUGUGAUUGCCGAUGCGAGCCCGGAUCUAUCACUAGACAUCAGUACCCAUCUCUUUGGUGGUUGCGCUAUAGACGCCGUUGGAAAACCACUCCCAGAGGAGACGUUGGCAGCGUGCAAGAGCGCACACGCUGUCCUGAUGGGCAAGUGUACCCCUAUCCCUGCUCUUUCGGAUUCUUAUUCUCAUCUAGGAUCUGUCGGAGGACCAAAGUGGGGUGUUGGACUCGUCCGACCAGAACAAGGUCUCCUCGCCCUCCGCAAGGAAUUGGGACUCUAUGCCAAUAUCCGACCAGCCUCGUUUGCAUCCGACUCUCUCCUCUCACACAGUCCCCUUAAAGAAUCAGUGGCCAAGGGUGUCGACUUUAUCGUCGUGCGCGAGCUUAUUGGUGGCCUCUACUUUGGCGAGCGAAAGGAACUCACCUCGAGCACGGGUGGAACAGGUUUUGCCCAAGAAGACGCAGCAUAUGAUACUAUGAUAUACUCCGUCGGCGAAGUCGAACGCAUCACACGGGUAGCUGCUCAAAUCUCACUCGCAUGCGACCCACCACUCCCCAUUCAUUCUAUCGACAAGGCCAAUGUGUUGGCAUCGAGUCGGUUGUGGAGAAAGAUUGUUACUGCGACCAUCGAGCGCGAGUAUCCCAUGCUCGUACCGCUUUUAGACCACCAAUUGGUUGACUCGGCUGCCAUGGUCAUGGUCUCAAAUCCGCGAAAGCUUAAUGGAGUUAUCCUAACGGAGAACAUGUUUGGUGACAUUCUGUCGGAUGAGAGUAGUGUAAUUCCAGGCUCGCUAGGUCUGCUACCCUCCGCUUCCUUGGCUGGAGCACCAUCGAAAACGACUACAUGUUCAGGCCUCUACGAGCCCAUUCACGGAUCUGCUCCCGAUAUUGCUGGUCAAGGCAUCGCCAAUCCCAUCGGAACCAUCCUCAGCGCGGCCAUGCUCCUCAGAUACUCUCUUGGACUGGAGAAGGAAGCAGCGGCAAUUGAGAGUGCUGUCAGAAAAGUCUUGGAUUCAGAAGAGACUGGUGGUCAUGGAUUCAGAACGAAAGAUCUAGGUGGGAACGUGGGCACGAAGGAGAUUGGGGCUAAAAUCGCAGAGGUCCUGAAGGGAUUGUUGUGA